Lasiodiplodia theobromae is the source of this 1389-nucleotide messenger RNA. RefSeq names its product Cytochrome P450. The coding region runs from base 1 to 1389 and encodes 462 amino acids. Lineage: Eukaryota; Fungi; Ascomycota; Dothideomycetes; Botryosphaeriales; Botryosphaeriaceae. The record is from RefSeq and is a predicted model, not a curated record. The transcript is spliced from 6 exons. Gene Ontology annotation, molecular function: iron ion binding; monooxygenase activity; oxidoreductase activity, acting on paired donors, with incorporation or reduction of molecular oxygen.
AUGUCGUUCCUCGCCGUCACCGCCACCCUUGCAGUCCUCCUGCUGUUGCUCCGCGCCAAGAGGCGCGUCUGCAUCGACGUGCCGCUCGUACACUCGGACGCACCGCUCGCCGCCCGCCUGCAGAGCGGCUACGCGCAGCACAAGGGCCGCGUCUUCAAGCUGCGCUGUCCCCACGGCGAGCAGCUGGUUCUGCCGUCGGCCCAUGUCGAAGAGCUCAAGCUUCUCCCCAAGUCGACCAUCAGCUUUGCCCAAUCCCUAAUCGAUCAAUUCUGGGGCAACCAGACGUUGAUCGGCCACCAUGAUGAAACCCUCGUUGCGACCGCUGUCGUCGCCGACAUGCGCGACGAGCUCGCCUACGCCAUGCCCGCCGCACUGCCGCAGGAUAAAGAGUGGACGCCUUUUCAGGCCCACCCUGCCGUUCUCCGCAUAGUCGCGCUGCUCUCCGGCCGUGUCUUCGUUGGCCAGGCUCUGAGCCGCAACGAAGAGUUUCUCAACUGCAUCGUCAUGUACACGAUUGACUCGUUCUCUGCGUCCACCCGGCUGUACGACGUGCACCCCCUGCUGCGGCCUUUCGCCCGCUUCUUCCUGCCCGAGCUGCAGAGCGUCCGCCGCCAUGUUGCCACCAUGAAACGGCUCGUGAAGCCCCUGGUCGAGGAGCGGCUGCGGAAAGGAGCCGACGCCCCCAACGACAUGGUCUCAUGGAACCUGGAGCAUUCGCCGAGCGCACUGCGGAGUGACGUCGACUACCAAGCGCUUCAGCAGCUGCAGGCAAGCUUCGCCGCCGUGCACACGACGGCACUACUCCUGACCAACAUCAUCUUCGACCUGGCCGCGCGCCCAGAGUACAUCCAGCCUCUGCGCGAAGAGGUACAAACGGCCCUCGACGCCGACGACGGCGUCAUUACCAAAGCGACCAUGUCCAAGCUCGUCAAAAUGGACAGCUUCAUGGCCGAGGUGCAGCGUUUCAACCCUCCAGGCAUCAUGACAUUCAACCGGGCGACCACCGGCCCCGUCACGCUGUCGGAUGGCUUGCAUCUGCCCAAGGGCACGUGGUUGGCCGCGCCGUCGAGCCAGAUCGCCAUGGACCCGGAAAUUUGGGACGAACCGACCAAGUUUGACGGGUUCCGCUUUGAACGCCUCAGACAGCGCCAGGGCAUGUCGGGCAGAUACCAGUUUGUGUCUACCGGGCCCGACAUGCUGCUCUUUGGCUACGGAAACCAGGCGUGCCCCGGCAGAUUCUUUGUGAGCAACGAGAUCAAGCUAAUCCUCGCCACGCUGCUGCUCGAGUAUGAGCUGAAGCUGCCCGGUGACCGCCCGGACACCAUAAUCAACGAGGUUUCGGUCAGACCCGAUUCUCAGAAGGAAGUCCUCAUCCGCCGUCGGGCCUAG